AUGCUGAUGAGGAAAAUCUUGAUAGAUAACAUCAAUUAUCCAUUAUAAUCAAUUAUCAGUUAUCAGUUCCUUAUCAUUUGUUAACAAAUCCUCAGUUGAAAAACCUUCCGACCAGCUUUGCAGUAGACGAAAAUUUGCUGUACAUUGGAUAUGAUCUAACUCUAAUAGAAGACGAUUGCAUUUCCAAGCAGAAAAAAAAAAAAAAAAAAGAUUAUUGUAAUAAAUCUAGCAUCACAGCAACAAUUCAUGGAGCUUAAUUAUGACACUACUAAAUGUGAAAAUCUAUUCAGCGCUAGGAACACUUUUCACAUUACAUUCACGCUAAAGAUUGGCUGUUAAGAGCUCAUUACUGGUAUUUUUCUAAAGAGUGGUUUAUUAAACACAGUUACCUAAUAAGCAUCUUUGGUGGUGCAAAUUGCUGAAAACAGUAAUGAGUCUGAUUAGACUUCAUUUCAAUUACGACAGCUUGUCUAGCAAAAAAUUUAUAUAUGUAUAUAUAACUUUUUUUUUUUUUCCUGCUGCUUCAGAAUCUGGCUACAAGACACUACAGAGUUUAAAAAAUAAAAAGCCACCUCUGUAUUUCCUUUCCACAGUUCACUAAUGAAGACAGAAUUGUCCAAGUCAUCAUCCAAUUUACACACUGGGAAAGUGGAUGGACAAAGUGGAGUCACAAUCAUGUUUGCUUAAAAACAGCAAAGGCUGCCUUAACCAAUAUGUCUAAAUAAGAGUUUCAACAACAGGACUGAGAGGCAGAAAGGAGCCAGUUGUAAUUCAUACCGAGUUGUAGGCUUUGUGUGAUGAAAGCGAUGGAGCGCUGCCUGGGAGAUUGCUUUGCUGCACUCCACGAAGCAGAUUUGAAACUGUCGUGGACCACUUUAGAUGAGAGUUGGAUUAUGGAAUGACCUGCUAUGUCUGUGUCAUAUUGUUCUGCACAGGGAGCAUUAUACUGUGCUAACUAGGUGUUCAGUACCAAAUAAGAGAGGCUUGAAGAUGCAGUGGACGCCGGAGCACGCCCAGUGGCCCGAACAGCACUUUGACAUCACUUCCACCACUCGGUCUCCCGCCCACAAAGUUGAAGCUUACAGAGGUCAUUUGCAGCGCACCUACCAGUACGCCUGGGCAAACGAUGACAUAUCUGCUCUGACGGCAUCCAACCUACUAAAAAAAUAUGCAGAGAAGUAUUCUGGCAUUUUGGAAGGCCCUGUGGACCGACCCGUGCUCAGCAACUACUCGGAUGCACCAUCAGGACUAGUGAAUGGUCGGAAGAAUGAAAGUGAACCCUGGCAGCCUUCCUUGAAUUCAGACGCUGUUUAUCCCAUGAACUGUGUUCCGGAUGUGAUCACUGCCAGCAAAGCUGGAGUCAGUUCAGCCCUCCCUCCAGCAGAUGUCUCUGCGAGCAUAGGGAGCUCUCCUGGGGUGGCCAGCAACCUGACAGAACCUAGUUACUCGAGCAGUACCUGUGGAAGCCACACUGUACCUAGUCUUCACGCAGGGCUCCCGUCUCAGGAAUAUGCCCCAGGAUACAACGGCUCCUAUUUGCAUUCUACGUACAGCGGCCAGCCCGCACCUGCACUUCCUUCACCGCAUCCUUCUCCCCUGCACAGCUCCGGGCUCCUACAGCCGCCGCCGCCCCCUCCGCCGCCGCCAGCCCUGGUCCCAGGCUACAACGGGACUUCUAACCUUGCCAGUUACAGCUACCCCUCUGCUAGCUAUCCUCCGCAGACUGCUGUGGGGUCGGGGUAUAGUCCUGGGGGGGCGCCCCCACCUCCUUCAGCCUAUCUGCCUUCAGGAAUCCCUGCUCCCACACCCCUGCCCCCCACCACUGUUCCUGGCUACACCUACCAGGGCCACGGUCUGACACCGAUCGCGCCCUCGGCUCUGACAAACAGCUCGGCGAGUUCUCUCAAAAGGAAAGCUUUCUACAUGGCAGGGCAAGGAGACAUGGACUCCAGUUAUGGAAAUUACAGCUACGGCCAACAGAGGUCCACACAGAGUCCUAUGUACAGAAUGUCCGACAGCAGCAUUUCAAACUCAAACCGGGGGAAUGGCUUUGACAGAAGUGCUGAAACAUCAUCCUUGGCAUUUAAGCCAACGAAGCAGCUAAUGUCCUCUGAACAGCAGAGGAAAUUCAGCAGCCAGUCCAGUAGGGCUCUGACCCCUCCUUCCUACAGUACUGCUAAAAAUUCAUUGGGGUCGAGAUCCAGUGAAUCCUUCGGCAAGUACACGUCGCCCGUGAUGAGCGAACACGGGGAGGAGCACAGACAGCUGCUCUCUCACCCCAUGCAGGGCCCCGGACUCCGCGCAGCUACCUCAGCCAACCACUCCGUGGACGAGCAACUGAAGAAUGCAGACACACACCUCAUCGACCUGGUAACCAACGAGAUUAUCACCCAAGGACCGCCAGUGGACUGGAACGACAUCGCAGGUCUCGACCUGGUAAAGGCUGUCAUUAAAGAGGAGGUUUUGUGGCCUGUGUUGAGGUCAGACGCGUUCAGUGGACUGACGGCCUUACCUCGGAGCAUCCUUUUAUUUGGACCUCGGGGAACAGGCAAAACGUUACUGGGCAGAUGCAUAGCUAGUCAGCUGGGGGCCACGUUUUUCAAGAUCGCUGGUUCUGGACUUCUCGCCAAGUGGUUAGGAGAAGCAGAGAAGAUCAUCCACGCCUCUUUCCUCGUGGCCAGAUGUCGUCAGCCCUCAGUGAUUUUCGUCAGUGACAUUGACAUGCUUCUCUCCUCUCAAGUGAGUGAGGAACACAGUCCAGUCAGCCGGAUGAGAACCGAAUUUCUGAUGCAGCUGGACACUGUGCUGACGUCGGCUGAGGACCAAAUCAUAGUGAUCUGUGCCACCAGUAAACCGGAAGAGAUAGACGAAUCUCUUCGGAGGUACUUCAUGAAACGACUUUUAAUCCCACUUCCUGACAGCACAGCAAGACACCAGAUAAUAGUACAACUGCUCUCACAGCACAAUUACUGUCUCAGUGACAAGGAGUUUGCACUGCUCGUCCAGCGCACAGAAGGCUUUUCUGGGCUAGACGUGGCUCAUCUGUGUCAGGAAGCGGUGGUGGGUCCCCUCCAUGCCAUGCCAGCCACAGACCUUUCAGCCAUUAUGCCCAGCCAGUUGAGGCCGGUUACGUAUCAAGACUUUGAAAAUGCUUUCUGCAAGAUUCAGCCUAGCAUAUCUCAAAAAGAGCUUGAUAUGUAUGUUGAAUGGAACAAAAUGUUUGGUUGUAGUCAGUGAUAACUUCUUUAAAAAAAAAAAAAAUGUGAUGAAUGUUGGCGUGCACACACACAUCAAACCUGCUACAUAGGGUAUAGAUCCCCUUUUCAGUAGUGUUUAAAUCGCAAAGGGUACUGGGGAAGAAGACGAUUCAGUUGCAUCUUUCGAGUCAGGGUAGAUUUGGAGGAAGAAGGCAUCCAGUGAGACCUUCGGAUGUGAAAGCCCCAGAUGACAGAAAGCAUCUGCCGAUGCUCAGUUCAGUUCAAGCUAGACAACACUCACCAAGGAGCAAGGUGCAAGUGUGUUGAUUUCAGAAGGACGUGAACCUCGUGUGUUGAUUCCAUUCUGCUGUUCUCGAGAUUUAGUUGCUGUCAAGUGCCUGGAGUGGUGCUUUAUUUUUUGUUUGCCUCACAAUUACAUUGGUGGCAUGUGCUAAUAUAAAGAGCUUUAACUUCAAACAUUAUUGGACUAAAGAGAUGAACGGUUGUGUUUCGACAGAAAACCAGAUUUUUGCCAUUUUAAGAGCAACAGUAUUCCUCAAUCCUGUCUGUUCUGCAGUAUUAAGCUAAGAACAGGUAAAACAGGGUAACGGUAAUCUGGACCUUAAUUUCUGCAGUUCAUUUCUUUUAAUGUUCUUGUCUGCAAAAACUCAGGAAAGUGAUUGUGUUUUGUACAGUACCUCAAAGGAAUGUGUUGAAAGCACUAUGUACUGCUGAGAGUAAUGGGAUAGGCUUCAAUGUUACUUUAUAUUAAAAUGUAUGUUUACCUCAACAAUUGGAAAAUAGCAAGGAAAAUUACUUUGAAUGUAUCCGGAAAAAUACUGACGCGUGAUACAGCUGAAUAUUUACAAUUUAAAGUAAAAAUGGAAGGAUUUUUUAAAAAGGUUCUUUCACUAAUUAUGGGGAAUUAACCAGAGCAGAAUAAUUCUUUAUAUCAAUACCUGCAAGAGUUAUUCGUACAUUGCUCCUUGAUAACGAAGUGAAAAUAUUCUUAAAAGGUACACUGGUUAAUGGAAAGCUAUUUACUCAGUUUGUGUUAGUGUCUGGAACAGUCAGCCACAAGACCUGUUUAGGACCCUGAAAGUCACAGUACCUAAAAACUAGGACUGUCUUUUUCCUGCAGAGGUGGUAAUGGUGGUGGUGGUGAUUUGCCAGUUCUCUCUGAAAACUGCUGGAAAUGGUGUCAUUCUCUUCACUAAUCUAGCUUAUAGGCUUGCCAUGCUUUUGACAGAAUGCAGAAGAUAGCAGCCAAAACCAACAAGCAAACAAACAAAUAAAUACAGAAAGCAACCAACCAACUUAUAUAUGUCCACAGAGAAUAUGUCUGCAUCCCCUCUCCUUCUUUUGGACUCCUCUCUUGUCAGUGCAAUUUUGCUUCUCAUUUUGAAAUCUUCUGGGCUGUAGUGCUCCCACAUUCAUUUCUACCUCAGUUUUGUUACAUUUCUCCUGGAAAGUCAAGUAGACGAUUGGAAGUAGACACACACACACACACACACACACACACACACACGUGCACACAUCCACAUGCACACACACACCAACAGAUACAGCUUGCCAAAUGUGUUACUUUGUUUUCUUUCAUCUUUUCCUAUAAAUCUAGUUUCCAAAAGAUAUCAAUCUUCACCCCUCACUUCCACCUGGGCCCACCCCCACUGCAACAGUGUAUGUAGCAUUUUUCUUAGUUUCCCUCUCCUUUGCUGCUCCCCAAGUUGUUCUUUGUAUCCUUUUAAUGCUUUAUGUGCAACUUUACAUUGCUAGCUGACUGAUGUUGGGCAAUGCCUCUGAACUGACACAGAGUAGGCCAUAGCCUCCCAAAGCCACUGCCCGUGCAGAAGCAGUACAGCCUGGCUUUUUGAAUGUAUUUUUCCUGUUUUUAUUUUUAAUUUUAUUAUUAUUUUUUUUUUUUUUAGUUGAGAGAUGCAGUAACAAAACUGUUGCAAAGCACUGGCGUUUUAUGUAUUCAAAAAGUGAUGUACAUUUUUACAGACUUUAAAUAAAUGCAAUGAGAAGCCCUAAGAAAGGUCUUUCUGUUAUUGUUUUGUUUUCCUUCCAUAUUUUUUUUUUUACUGAUUUCAUCCGCAAUGUCAAAUUCUCUGAAAUGCUUAACAUAGAGAAAGCUAAUGAAGGACAUCAUGAUAUUUCUGAGAUUUUAUGAUGCUUAAUCAUUACUCCCCUUUUUUCUUAAUUUCUUGCUAAAAACUGAGCAGAUGAACUAGAAUUAAAUUUACCAUGAUUUUCUAUCAAUUAAACCUGUUCUUACAUAUAAAUAUUCCAUAUUAAAAAGUAGUGCCUUUCAUUAAGGAUAUAAAAAGUAAUAUUUAAGUACUUCCUCUGCUUUUCACAAGUGAAUAAACACUACAGUCGUGUUCUGGCGCUACCGUGCACAGGUCCCUUAUUGUAAGGGAAUUCUAAUAUCCCCAUUAAAUUGUAGGUUCAUAUUGAUCUCACUGACAAGUUUACUUUUGCACAGUGCUGACCUAUUUUCAGUCUUUUGGAUGUCACAUUUCAUUUCUGCCAACAUGCUGUGUUCGCUUGAAAGCAACUGGCAAGUUUUGACAAACCCAAUCUUAUUUAGACAACUUUGGAAAAUCCAGUAUUGACCCACAUUUCUGUGGCUAGUAAGAGUUAAUGCCAAAUAUAUGACUGCACUAUUGUGUUUUACACUCAUUUAUAAAACUGAAAAUAAAGUCACGCAUAUUGGCUUUUAGCUUUAAAUGACUUAAAAAUUACUUUUGAGCUAUGAGUGGUCAAAAAUCCAUGUAUUGAGGCAGAAGCUGAAGUUGUGUGUGAAUUUCAUUGAGCCUAAUGAAUACUAGGAUUUGAUCUCUUAAGAAAUUGGGCAUGCUGAAGAAAUGAAGAUCUGUUGAAGGAGAUAAGGCUGACCUUUGAGGAGGUAGUGCUCUCCUGUGAGUCUUUGAUUCUUCGUGGCAGCAUUUUGAGCUCGCCUAUGGACUAGCCUAGUAAUGAGCUCUAUUCUGACCAUCCUUUCUUGAGCUUGGGGUGGGGGUGGGGUACCACAUCCUGAGAAUUGAAUGUGUACAAUCAGUGAUGGUACAACUGAGUGAUGGGGCUUCAUAGUCUUGGCCUCUUUGACUGCUAAGAAUUUGGAGAAGGCUACUAAUGAAGGUAAGGUAAUGAGCCAGUCCAAAUCUCUUGCCGUCUGGCCAGGGGAUUUGAGCCAGUCUACUUAACAGCCCCUAAUUUCUUUCUUCACAACUGCAGUAACAUUUCCAACAGGGACAAAAAGGAAGUGAAGGAAACUACUUCAGUAGAAGGAUCAAUAGAAAUUCAAGAGGUAGUUCAUAAUGACCUUAUGUGUGACACAAAUGGAAAUACUCUACACUUCUGGCAUGCUUCUCACCAAAAUAUUUAGAACGUUAGUGACAAUAUAGAAAACUUUGCUGACUGAGCUGAUCAAUGGAAUGUGAAGGCAGUAUACUUUAAGGCUAUUUACUUUCACACAGAAUGUUUAUCUAUUAGUCAGUUUGUAUUCUACUCAAAUGCAGAUAGACGGGUAUAAUGUUUUCUUGUGCAUUUGAAACCUAUCAAGGAGAAAAUAAACCAUUCCACUCAAAUACAUAGGCCAAACACCAUCUGGGCCAGUGAUAAAAACUAUCCAGAGGCUAUGCUAUGUAAAAUACCAAGGUCAAUUUACAUCAGUUGCAUAGUACUUGGCUAUGCAGUUUUCAGAAGAAUACAUCCAAAAAAGUCCAAAUUAAUUCCCACAAUAGUUUGUUGUAAAUUUAAAUAUAUUUGUGGGUUGGAUAUAUGUUUUUGAUUCAUAUAGAAUUUAUUUCUCUGAAAAUGUGUCCAACUCCAAGCAGAAAGUUACUUUUAUAAUCUCAUUCUCAUGGGUUUUUAUUUUUCUUUUUUAACAAGAAUUGGGUAUCAUGAUCAUUGAAACAAUUUUGCAAAGUGAAAGGGACACAGUUUGUUGAACUAUUGAGGCCACUAAAGUUCUAAUAUAUAUACAUAUAUAUAUAUAAUUAGCGUGUAUGUUUGUGUGUAUGUAUGUGUGCUGUUUUCACCACCAACUAUUUGAACUUUAAAACUGUCUAUUUUACAUUACUCGGAAACAACUGGUUACUUCCUCUCUUCAUAUAUGCAGAGAUAUACAUGACCACUUUACAAUUCAAAGCAUUUCAAUGUUUUUUCUUUUGAAAAGUAAAGCCUUCAGUUGUUGAAUCACCUGCUGAUUUUCAUAUGAAGCACAUUAGCAAACAUGGAGCUAUUAGUGUUUCAGAAUUCAAAACCAGCUGUACUUGUGACUAACUCACACAUGAACUGAAGCUCACAGUCUGCUAAGACCUCUGGUUGACAUUCGAUUUUGAACCUGCCAGAUGCAUUUGUGUGAACCAGGGAUACUGCAUCUUUAAUGAACAAGUCUCUUCUCUUUCCCCUGUUUUUAAAUACAACACAAGCAGUGUCGCACUAGGUACUGCAAUUGUCAAAGACAAUUAGACUGGAAGCAGGAAAAUUUCACCUCCCUGUCUCAGUGAUAUGUAGAAUGUCGGCAGCAUGGGUCAGCCUUGGCACAGAGUUGUGUGAGAAUAUAUGAAUCAGUCCUAUAGAAUGUUAAAUAUUUAUAAAAUGGUUCUGGAGUACACCAAGCUUGGGAGCACAUUCAUUCUUUUUGUUGUCCUAUGAUACAAAAAGAGCUAAAGUUUAUUUUCAGGCUUAAAACAUUCUCAUUCCUCUCCCCCACCUUUUUUUCUCCCUCCCUCUCUCUGUCUGCCUGUGUGAGUGUGGGUGUGUUUCCUUGUGGAUUAUAUACAGUUGCUAGAGAAUAUUCAUUUCUAUUUUUUUUUUCUUUUUUCAUCUGACGUAUAUUCAAACAUUGUUCUUUAUAACCAUUUCUACCUCAUUGCUACAUAUUGUACAUGUAGUAUUUAUUUGUUGUCUUUUUUUGAAUGUCAUGCAUUUCGUAAGAAAAAGACUUGUCCUUGAACUUGAACAGUCUACCUCAGAAAGACUGUCUUUACACUGAACAGUAUUAGCAACCUAAACGAUAAGACGCAUUAGCGAAGUGUGGCAGGGUAGAUAAUGCACGAGUACUUGGGAUAUUGAUGGACUUUUAAUUGUACUCAUAACACAAGACUGCUUAAAAGAACUUAAAAGAAAUUAUGCACUGUGUAGGUCUUCAUCAAUGUCCCAUCUGGGGCAUAAUAUACAGAAUACAGCUUUAUUUUUAUGUGCCCAUCUCUGAGAAAUGUGUUAGCAUUCUCAAGUAUUUUACACUGGCAAUCUGGCUACUUAAACUAAAACAUUUUUAUAUUCUUUUGACUGACAGCUUUAGCUCUUAAAUUUAAGAGAAAUAAUGGUACUUAAUUAUUUUUAACUGCAGUCUUCAGUGAUUUUAAAUGCCUUCAUUUUAAUUCUGUGACUCCUGAUAUAAAUUAAUAAAAUACAAUGCAGUUGCAAGGACCUGCAUAACUUUAAAAAAAAAAAAAAAAAAACCAAAAAAAUAGUAAAUGGCACUUCCCAAAGGAAAUAACAACAUGGAGUCUUGGGUGCUUGCAAGUUCCGUAACUGAAAGCAUUUUGUUUCUAAUUUCCCUUUAUAACAUGUAUUUGUUUAUUGAAGUAAUUGUACAACUAAUGGCACAUCAAAUUACUUUGUAUGAAGUGUUUUAUAUUUUACUAUUUAUUUUAGCAUUUGUUCUUUUUCUCUACCAGCUCUAUAUUACAGUAGCAAAAGAAAACAUACUUUUAAAAAAAUGCUGAAAGGGGUCCACCACACACCCAAUCGCGAAUGGACUUUUAAAGUUGCUUGUCAGCAAAUUGUGGAUAUUUUACAAAAGCAAAUGAACUGUGACAAUCCACAACUCCCACAGAUGUGAAUUCAGAAAUACAUCUGAAAACUCCCGGUAUGCCUGACAAUCUAUUCUUUAAGUUUCAUUAACAAAGUGUCACCCAGUCCUUUCACUUACAAUUCCUUGCAGGAAUGUAUUGUCUAGAGGCUGUCUAGUAGUGAUUAAGAGAGGGGUUUUGUUUUGUUUUGUUUGUUUACUGUAUUAGGUGAGGAAUGCCAUAUUUCUUGUCAGCUAACAGUACUUGUCUGAGACAGAAAUAAAAAAAGAAAGAAAAAGAAACCUAACUAAUUAAAAUUUCUGUGCACUUUGCUUCCUUGACCAUAUUGAUUUUAUUUGCUUAAAUUGAAACAAGACGCUGGAUUUGACCAGAUUUUGACCCCCUGAGAGAAGAAAAGCCCUAUAUAGUACAUGUUUCUUUGGGUUAUUCUAGUACUGUUUGCUUAUUUGUUCUGCAAAUUCCAAAUCAUUUUUUGUGUGCAUUAUUUUGCAUCUGCUGAAACUAAAUGUAUUAUUAUUGCACUCAUUAAAAAUGAAACAAUCCAUUUCUCUCGGAAAAAAAAUGACAAGCUUUAGAUGAUGAAAGCUUAAAUUAUCCAUCACUU
This is a messenger RNA of Cervus elaphus (red deer), 9629 nucleotides long. RefSeq names its product fidgetin, microtubule severing factor (gene FIGN). The record is from RefSeq and is a predicted model, not a curated record. NCBI's taxonomy places the organism in Eukaryota, Metazoa, Chordata, Mammalia, Artiodactyla, Cervidae. Gene Ontology annotation, molecular function: ATP binding; ATP hydrolysis activity; microtubule severing ATPase activity. The coding region runs from base 880 to 3237 and encodes 785 amino acids. The transcript is spliced from 3 exons.